GUCACAUUUUCGAAGGACCACUUUUGUCAACUCUCUCUCUCUUCGCUCCUAUUCCUACCCUUCUAUUUUUUUCCACUGAAAUCCAUUUGAAUCUCAACCCUCGUGAAAUUGAAAUGGGUUUUCUCUCUCACUAAAAUCACUUCGGACCCAUCUUUCAGUUCAGAGUUCUCUCUUUUAAUCUCAAAUCAACCAAACAGUCAUUUCCCAGAACCUCCAAUGGAAGAAAGCCAAGAAAUUGCAUUGACCCAGAUGAGGAAAUCAAUUGAAAAGCUUGGAUGUUCUGCUGGGAAGUAUGGAGACACAACCCUCAAGAGGUUCUUGAUUGCCAGAUCAAUGGAUUCAGAUAAAGCUGCAAAGAUGUUUGUUCAGUGGCAGAAAUGGAGGGAUGCUUUGGUCCCAUUAGGGUUCAUCCCCGACUCCGAAGUACCGGACGAACUGGCGGCUCGGAAGAUUUAUUUACAGGGCUUAUCAGAAGAUGGAUGCCCUGUAAUGGUCGUGAAAGCCAGCAAACAUUUUCCUUCCAAGGAUCAACCUCAAUUCAAGAAAUUUGUUGUUCAUCUGCUAGACAAAACCAUUGCAAGCUCCUUCAAGGGAAGAGAAAUAGGAAAUGAGAAGUUGAUUGGCGUUCUUGAUUUACAACAAAUUACUUAUAAGAACAUUGAUGCUCGUGGCUUAAUUACUGGGUUUCAAUUUUUACAGGCUUAUUACCCUGAGCGGUUGGCCAAAUGUUUCAUAUUAAAUAUGCCAAAGUUCUUUGUCAGCGUGUGGAGGAUUGUUUCCCGCUUCCUUGAGAAGGCAACUCUAGAGAAGAUUGUGAUUGUAACCAAUGAAGAUGAGAGGAGGGAUUUCGUCAAGGCAAUCGGAGAAGAAGCCUUGCCAGAAGAGUAUGGUGGGAGAGCAAAGCUAGUAGCUAUCCAAGAUGUUGUAUUGACCCCAUUGGAGGAGGAUUAACUCAAUUACAUAUACAAAAGUGAAUGCAUCUGCUAAUGCAACCCAACUUAUUGGAAUGCUACCAAUGAGAUUAUACUUAUUGCCAAUUCACAGGCUGUAGGGCAAGUUUUAGCCUAAUACCUUAUCAUCAUGUAUUUUAGUAGUAAUCAUUUAUCAAGAUGCACUAAAAUUGCCUCUACUGUAGAAACAGUUUCUCUGAUUACAGAAGAGUACUCUAUUUAAACAAAUUGGUUUCAGCUUAA
Cornus florida is the source of this 1193-nucleotide messenger RNA. Its product is annotated as SEC14 cytosolic factor. The coding region runs from base 217 to 951 and encodes 244 amino acids. The record is from RefSeq and is a predicted model, not a curated record. Lineage: Eukaryota; Viridiplantae; Streptophyta; Magnoliopsida; Cornales; Cornaceae. The transcript is spliced from 6 exons.